Molecule: messenger RNA, 2012 nt
Organism: Acomys russatus (golden spiny mouse)
Lineage: Eukaryota; Metazoa; Chordata; Mammalia; Rodentia; Muridae
Gene: Hmgcs1
Product: 3-hydroxy-3-methylglutaryl-CoA synthase 1
Exons: 11
Coding region: 205-1767 (520 amino acids)
Biological process (GO): acetyl-CoA metabolic process
Cellular component (GO): cytosol
Molecular function (GO): hydroxymethylglutaryl-CoA synthase activity
Source: RefSeq, a predicted model, not a curated record
CCGCCCCCUGCCGCCCCCCGGCGGUGAGGGAGUCGGGUGGGUCGGUGGCUAUAAAGCUGCUGAGGGCGGGGAGGCACUGUCCGCUGUUGUCCGUGGUUUGCUCCUUCCUCCGCUUAGGGUCCGCGUCGCGUUUAGUGCCUGAAGGAGGAAACAGUGACAGCCCUGGAGACUGCCUUUCUCUGUCCUUCACACAGCUCUUGCAGCAUGCCGGGGUCACUUCCCUUGAAUGCAGAGGCUUGCUGGCCCAAAGACGUGGGGAUUGUGGCCCUUGAGAUCUACUUUCCUUCUCAAUACGUUGAUCAAGCCGAGUUGGAAAAAUAUGAUGGUGUAGAUGCUGGGAAGUAUACCAUUGGCCUGGGCCAAUCCCGGAUGGGCUUCUGUACUGACCGGGAAGACAUCAACUCUCUUUGCCUGACUGUGGUUCAGAAGCUAAUGGAGAGAAACAGCCUCUCCUAUGAUUGCAUCGGGCGGCUGGAAGUUGGAACAGAGACAAUCAUCGACAAGUCAAAGUCCGUGAAGUCUAACUUGAUGCAGCUGUUUGAGGAGUCUGGGAAUACAGAUAUAGAAGGGAUAGACACAACCAACGCUUGCUACGGAGGCACAGCUGCAGUCUUCAACGCUGUGAACUGGAUCGAGUCCAGCUCUUGGGAUGGACGAUAUGCCCUGGUAGUCGCAGGAGACAUUGCCAUAUAUGCCACAGGAAAUGCCAGACCCACAGGUGGAGUUGGAGCUGUGGCCCUACUGAUUGGGCCAAAUGCUCCUUUAAUUUUUGACCGAGGACUCCGCGGGACACAUAUGCAGCAUGCCUACGACUUUUACAAGCCUGAUAUGCUCUCUGAAUACCCUGUGGUAGACGGGAAGCUCUCCAUACAGUGCUACCUCAGUGCACUGGACCGCUGUUACUCUCUCUACCGCAAGAAGAUCCGUGCCCAGUGGCAGAAAGAGGGAAAUGAUAAAGACUUUACCCUGAACGAUUUUGGCUUCAUAAUCUUUCACUCACCAUAUUGUAAACUGGUACAGAAAUCUCUAGCUCGGAUGUUCCUGAGUGACUUUCUUAAUGAUCAAAACAGAGAUAAAAACAGCAUUUACAGUGGCCUAGAAGCCUUUGGGGACGUUAAAUUAGAAGAUACUUACUUUGACAGAGAUGUGGAAAAGGCAUUUAUGAAGGCUAGUUCUGAACUGUUCAACCAGAAAACAAAGGCAUCUUUGCUUGUAUCAAAUCAAAAUGGCAAUAUGUACACAUCAUCUGUAUACGGCUCCCUUGCUUCUGUUCUGGCACAGUACUCUCCACAGCAGUUGGCAGGGAAGAGGAUCGGAGUGUUCUCCUACGGUUCUGGCUUGGCUGCCACUCUUUACUCCCUUAGAGUCACACAGGACGCCACCCCAGGGUCUGCUCUUGACAAAAUAACAGCAAGUUUAUGUGAUCUCAAGUCAAGGCUUGACUCAAGAACCUGUGUGACACCGGAUGUCUUUGCUGAAAAAAUGAAGCUCAGGGAAGACACGCAUCACCUCGCCAACUAUAUUCCCCAGUGUUCAAUAGACUCACUGUUUGAAGGAACAUGGUACCUAGUUAGAGUGGAUGAAAAGCACAGAAGAACCUAUGCCCGGCGCCCCUUCACAAAUGACCGCAGUUUGGAUGAAGGAGUGGGACUUGUGCAUUCUAACACAGCAACAGAGCAUAUUCCAAGCCCUGCUAAGAAAGUGCCAAGACUCCCUACAACCACAGCAGAAUCCGAAUCAGCUGUCAUUAGUAACGGGGAACACUGAGCUCUGUGGGCCGUAAGGCUUCACAGCGCCUAGGGCUGGGGUGGGGUAUGAAACCGUUAGAGGAAUCGAUGUCUCGGGACAAUUUUACAGAUUAUGUGUUGCUUAAAAUGUAAUGUAACUGACAUGGAGCCUAGAAAACUAUUGUGUUCUUGAAGGGUCUCUGCUGAACUUGCUAACGCGCUUCCUGCUGUGGUCUGGCCAGUGGUGAGUGUGCUGCGAUGGUGCUAAGGGCUCUGAACCUCUAU